AUGUCGACGGCGGCGCGUCCGGUCGCCUCGGCGGCGGCGCAUCGCGCGUCCCCGCGCGGGGUCGCGCUAGCCGCCGCCGCCCGCCCGCGCGCGGCGCGCGUCUUCCCCGCGUGUCGAGAGACGCGGCGAGCGUCGGGAGGCGUCGGCUCGGGCGUCGUCGCCCCGACACGCGCCGCGGCCGAGCCGGCGACGCUCGAGACGGCGGACGACGACGACGACGACGACGACGAACACGACGACGAACACGACGACGAGGCGUUCUCCUCGUACGGCGACGGGGACACCAUCGUGGCCAUAGCGACCCCCGUCGUGCCCAACGCGGGCGGCGUCGCGAUAAUCCGCCUCUCCGGACCUCGAGCCGUGGAGGCGGCCCGGGCCGUGUUCCGACCCGCAUCCCGCGCCGCGCGCGCCGCCGCGCGCGAGGGCGCGCCCCCGUCGUCCCACACGGCGCUCUACGGCGUCGUCGUCGACCCGACCUCCGUCCCAAACGGCUCGCGGCGCGUCAACGACGAGGACGUCGACGCGGACGCUCUGGACGUCGUCGACGAGGUGCUCGUGCUCCCGAUGCUUCGCCCUCGGUCGUACACCGCGGAGGACGUCGUGGAGAUUCACUGCCACGGCGGCAGCGUCUGCGUCCAGCGCGUGCUCUCGCUGCUCACGAGGCGCGAUCUCCUCGAUCCGUCCGGCGACACAGCCGGCGGCGUCCGACUCGCCAGGCCCGGCGAGUUCACCCUCCGAGCCUUUCUCAACGGAAGACUGGACCUGACGCAGGCGGAGGCGGUGCAUUCGCUCGUCGCGGCGAGGACGGAACGCGCCGCGGACGGCGCGCUCGCCGCGUUGCGCGGCGGCCUCGCGUCCCCCGUGCGGGACGCGCGCGCGCGAUGCGUCGACCUGCUCGCCGAGCUCGAGGCGCGGCUCGAUUUCGAGGAUGAGUUGACGCCGCUCGACUCGGACGCCAUCGCCGCCGAGGUUGCCGCCGUUCGCGCCGACGUGGCAAAGGUGCUGGCGACGGCGAGGAGGGGCAAGCUGCUGGACACCGGCGUGACCGUCGCAAUCGUGGGCAAACCCAACGCGGGAAAGAGCUCGCUGCUGAACGCGUGGUCGAGGAGCGAACGCGCCAUCGUGACGCCAAUCGCGGGGACGACACGGGACGUGGUCGAGGCGCGGGUGGAAUGCGCGGGGCUUCCGGUGACGUUGCUCGACACCGCGGGGAUCCGCAGAGGAGCGGGCGUCGACGAGGUGGAGGCGAUCGGGGUUAAACGGAGCGUGGCGGCGGCGGCGGGGGCGGACGCAGUCAUCGUGGUGGUGGACGCGACGGAGGGGUGGACCGCCGCGGACGACGACGCGUGCGCGGGGAUUUUAAACCGGAAACGGGGCGAGGGCAUCGUCGGGGAGGCCGACGAGGGCGAAUCGGCGGUGGGCGUUCGAGCCGGCGGCGGGGACGCAGCCGGCGGCGGGGGGGACGAGUGGGCCAACGCCAAGGCUCGUCUGCACAAAGUUCGCGGAACCCGGGGGCUAGACGGAUCGUCGAAUGGGGCGGAUGGCGACGACGACGCGACCCGUCGCGACGGCGGCGCGACGGCGAUACUCGCAGUGAACAAGACGGACGCGAUCGCGGCGGACGUGGCACUGGACGCCAUCGUGCCCGUGGAAGUUUCUGGAAAGUUCGCCGCCGUCGUUCGCGUAUCCGCCGUCACGGGCGCGGGUCUCGAAGAGUUGGAGCGCGAGUUGGGGAGGAUCGUGGAGGGCGGGUCGGUGGACGCGGAGGGUGGGGCGUGGAGCGCGAAUCAGCGGCAGGCGGAGGCGCUCGAGCAGGCGCUCGGCGCGCUCGAGCGUCUCGAGGCGAUCGUGGUUGACGGAAACCUGCCGGUGGACUUCUGGACCAUCGACCUGAGGGAGGCGGCGAUGGCGCUUGGGGCGGUGACGGGGGAAGACGUGAGCGAGGACGUGCUCGACGUCGUCUUUACCAAAUUCUGCAUCGGGAAGUGA
This is a messenger RNA of Micromonas commoda, 1989 nucleotides long. RefSeq lists its product as hypothetical. The transcript has a single exon. Bases 1 to 1989 code for a protein of 662 amino acids. Gene Ontology annotation, cellular component: cytoplasm; cytosol. The record is from RefSeq and is a predicted model, not a curated record. Gene Ontology annotation, molecular function: protein binding; GTP binding; GTPase activity. NCBI's taxonomy places the organism in Eukaryota, Viridiplantae, Chlorophyta, Mamiellophyceae, Mamiellales, Mamiellaceae. Gene Ontology annotation, biological process: tRNA methylation; tRNA wobble uridine modification.